This is a messenger RNA of Amphibalanus amphitrite, 1062 nucleotides long. RefSeq lists its product as uncharacterized. The record is from RefSeq and is a predicted model, not a curated record. NCBI's taxonomy places the organism in Eukaryota, Metazoa, Arthropoda, Thecostraca, Balanomorpha, Balanidae. Bases 45 to 380 code for a protein of 111 amino acids. The transcript is spliced from 2 exons.
CACUGUCUGUCUGUUUUCUCUGCCAGCGUCGUCGUGAGAUUGAAAUGGAGGACGUGGUGCUGAGUUUUCGGAGACGAUGUGCUGCCAGACGCAUCGCCGCCGGCUGGCAGCGCUACAACAACAGAAAGAAACUCAGACAGAAUCUGUCGGUAAUCAGACGCCUCGCCAGGGGUUACCUUCGUCGGGUGGCCCUUUUGGAGGAAAACGCAGCAAUUCUAGCCCUCCCGGAGGUGGCGCUAACUAUCAAUCCUACUACAAACUACAAGUACGUGCCGCUGACGGAAGGUGGCGCUGCGGGCGCUGUUCGGACCGUGCAGAGCGCCGUGCGCCAGGUUUUGGUUCAGGCCGCCCUGACUGCCGACUCUUCACCACACUCGUGAGGGGCCUGUGUUUAUGUGUGUCUGUGUAUGUGUGUGAGGGGGGGGAGUAGAUAAGGUCCUCACUAGGUGAGGGGCCCGGGGGCAGCCAACGUCGAAUCGGCCGAAAUUUAUGUUUGACCGUCACGAAAUGUACGUCUCAAAUCGCCGACCGAAUAAGCGUGUUCCCGUCCAAUAGCUAGCUGAAUAAAACGUGAAAUAGGCAUGUGCGCCUGCAGUUACUCUUGCAGGUAGUGUAUGUGUGUGAGUGAUUGUUCUUGAUAUUGCCAGUAUGACGGAUUUAUGUCAUUUAAGCACGAUAUGACUCGUGUAAUACGGUCGUUUUCAAUCGUGAUUACGUAGUUUGUGUUAGCGGAUUAAUGUCUAUCGUGAGGUAGCUAAAAAGUGUUUCUGCUUUGUUGUAUUUUUUUUUUGUGGUGAUAUGUUUCGUUCAGAAGUAAAUGCCACCACAUGAAGUUUUCAUUGAGUGUCUGGCAGAACUUUCUCCAUAAUGCUGUGGGAAUGGCUCUGAUACUUACAUUGGACGAAAGCUUACUCGUAUCCAAAUAUGGUACAAAUCUUUCCCACCAAUGCAUUUGUCUGAAAGAGUGAAUUAUUACCUAACUGAUAUUCGAUAUGAUUUUGAUGGUCUUGAACUGAACAUUUUUGUAAACUUUGUGAAAAAAUAAAUGUGUUGUGCAAUGCA